Messenger RNA from Metarhizium album ARSEF 1941, 789 nucleotides. Its product is annotated as Acyl-CoA N-acyltransferase. The record is from RefSeq and is a predicted model, not a curated record. Gene Ontology annotation, molecular function: acyltransferase activity, transferring groups other than amino-acyl groups. The coding region runs from base 1 to 789 and encodes 262 amino acids. Lineage: Eukaryota; Fungi; Ascomycota; Sordariomycetes; Hypocreales; Clavicipitaceae. The transcript has a single exon.
AUGCCCGAUCCGCUGUGCACCCUGGCAGCCGUCCGCUUGGACGACGUCCCGGAGAUUGGCCAGCUCACGGCGGAUGCCUUUGCUGGUGAUCGCCAGACGCAAAUGAAAAGUCUCGGAAGGGAGGCUUACGACAUGAACAGCAUCACCAGGGAGAGCCUGCCCAGCAUGCUGCACAACCCGCGCUGCAUCGCCAUCAAAGUCGUCGACGAGGAUACUGGGGACAUUAUGGGCGUCUGCAACUGGGGGUUUCGCGGGUUCAAGCCAGAAGAGAUGCCAAAGAUGGAGGGCAAACCACCGCCGCCUGCGGAGAAGAAGCCUCGAGAAGCAGGGGCCGACUCGGAGGACGAGAAGCAGCAGCAGCAGCAGCACGCCACUGACGGAAAUGGAAAGCAAGGCCCUGACCAGGAAAAGGAGGAAACAGACCCCAUAGCAAGACUGCAAGCUCGGACAGGAGCCGAUCUGGAGGCAUGGAUGGAAGAGGUCAUGCCCCAAGGAACAAGAUGCCUCUUCAUCAUCGGCCUGUCGGUGUCCCCCAAGUACCAGGGCCGCGGCGUCGGCUCCGCGCUGCUCCGCUGGGGCACUGACAUCUGCAAUCGCCACGGCGCCUUUGCGUGGGUUCACUCUUCCGAGCCUGCUUGGCCCCUGUAUGAGAAGUGCGGGUUCCAAACCAUACGCUCUCUUGACAUUGACUUGGACGAGUACGCGCCCGCUCCUCCGCCAAACGAGGGACCUGAUGCGAAAUGGGGGCAUUACGUCUUUCGAUACAUGAAGUACUUUGGAAGCAAAUAG